UUAACCUCCCCUCUCCCCCCCCCCCCUCUCUCUCAUGCAUUUUCACAAACACAUCAUCUUCAUUCCUUCUUUCUAACUCUACUUCGUCCCUUCCAUACCUGCUUCAACUUCUUCUUCUUUCUCAUGGCCCUUGAAACUCUGCUCAUCAAGGUCAGAACAGCGCUUUCAAACCGGUUCGACUCUGUUCGACCCUCUCCGGCGUCGUCGAACCGGAAACUGUUGCUUAAGAAAUCGUCUUUCAAGGCCAAAAACGUAGGCGUUUUGGCCUUCGAGAUCGCCGGCGUCAUGUCGAAGCUCCUCCAUUUAUGGCAGUCCCUCUGUGACCCUAACAUCAUUCGUCUACGAAACGACUAUAUUUCCCUUGAAGGUGUUCGUAAGAUCAUCUCAAACGACGAGUCGUUUCUGCUCGGCCUCGCCUGCGCCGAGUUCGCUCACAACCUCAGGCUCGUCGCCAACUCCGUCACUAGGAUCAGCCGGAGAUGCGAGGAUUCUAACCUCCGAUCGUUCGAGCGGCUAUUCCACGAGUUCGCCGACUCGGGUCGCGACCCGCACGGGUGGGUCCUCUCGAGCCCGAAGGAAAUCGAGGCCAAGCACAAGAAAAUGGAACGUUAUGUGACCAUAUCGGCUACUCUGUACAGAGAAAUGGACGAGCUUUCGGUUCUAGAAAGUUCGCUGAGAAAAACUCUGCAACAUGGUAACGAUAACGAAGCUUCUUCUUCUUCUUCAAUCAGCAGGGACCAGAAAAUCUACGAGCUUCAGCAGAAGAUUUUCUGGCAGAAACAAGAGAUAAAGGACUUAAAGGACAGAUCUCUGUGGAAUAGAAGCUUCGAUUCCGUUGUUUCAUUGCUCGUAAGGUCAAGUUUCACCAUUUUAGCAAGGAUUAAGCUUGUUUUUGGAAUUGGCCAUUGCGUCCCCUGUUUAUCUCGUACCCUCUCUGCUUCCGCCGCCGUUUACCCAUCCGAUCAAAACCCUCCUUUCAUUUCUAGCCCAUCAACCAAAAACUCAAAUCUCGACGAAGAAAAGAAAGAUUUAUCAGCUGGGUUCUUCGAGUCAAAUCAGAAGCUUCUGAAGCCGCCAGAAACUACGUUAGGAGCCGCAGCUCUGGCUUUGCACUAUGCGAAUUUGAUCAUAGUGAUGGAGAAGAUGAUAAAAUCUCCACAGUUAGUUGGCAUGGAUGCGAGGGAUGAUCUGUACUCGAUGUUACCAAACAGUAUCAGAUCGUCCCUGAGAAAAAGACUGAAAGGAGUCGGGUUCUCGGCGAGUGAUCCGGUGCUCGCCGGAGAAUGGAGGGAGGCAUUAGGGAGGAUUCUGGGAUGGUUAUCGCCGUUGGCUCAUAACAUGAUAAAGUGGCAGAGCGAGAGAAGCUUCGAGCAGCAGAAUUCAAUGCCAAAAACGAACGUUUUGCUGUUGCAGACUCUGUUUUUCGCGAACAAGGAGAAAACAGAGGCCGCCAUUACUGAGCUGCUUGUGGGGUUGAAUUAUAUUUGGAGGUUCGAGAGGGAAAUGACAGCGAAGGCAUUGUUUGAGAGUAACAAUUUUAAUGUAGUGUCGAAUCUGCAGUAAUAGGAGGAAGAAUGAAUGUUCAUCAUCUUCCUGUAUCUCUUUUUUCCUCAUAGUCCUUAUUCUGUAAUUUUCGUCUUCUCAUUUUCAUGGAGGUUGAAAUUAGAUGAUUGAACCAAGUUCGUACGUCAGAGAUCCUUGAAGCCAGAAGGGUUUGUUUGGAUAAUCUAACCCAGCUAUUGUAAAUGAAAAAAAUAAAUGAAAAAAAAUAUAUAUUACAGAUAUA
Prosopis cineraria is the source of this 1786-nucleotide messenger RNA. RefSeq names its product protein PSK SIMULATOR 1-like. The transcript has a single exon. The record is from RefSeq and is a predicted model, not a curated record. NCBI's taxonomy places the organism in Eukaryota, Viridiplantae, Streptophyta, Magnoliopsida, Fabales, Fabaceae. Gene Ontology annotation, biological process: positive regulation of growth. Bases 124 to 1563 code for a protein of 479 amino acids.